GUAUUAUUUAAUUCUUACUCUUUGAUAACACCAUGGGCUCCCACAUGACAGGCGAGAAUGGCCAACUAGCCUUGCUUGAUAUCACAGUGGAAUUCACUGGAGGGUUAGAAAUGCUCUUUUCAAACCAGCGCAAACACAAGAUUUCCUUGCCUUCAUUAGAUAUAACCGGUGCUCCGUCCAACAUCGCUUAUCUUAUCAAGUACCUCUGCCAGAAUCUGAUGAAAGACGAGCGUAAGGAGCUGUUCGUCCUGGAUGACUCAGUACGUCCUGGUAUACUCGUGCUUAUCAAUGAUGCGGAUUGGGAGCUGGAGGGAGAAGAACAGUAUCGAAUACAACAAAAUGAUAAUAUUCUAUUUGUAUCGACUCUCCAUGGAGGGUAGAUUUGGGGGGGGAAAGGCAACAGGGACAUAUGCUCCUCAUCAUAGGCGAGGAAAAAUCAUGGCAUAUCUUUACAUAUAUAAAUGUGACAUUAACGGUCCGUUAUACGACGUCCUCAACGUGGAGUUGCGAGAUCCUUUCUGGGUUGCGUGGCGUCCUCAGCCCACUUUGUGGAGUCCCUCCUCUAGUCAGAGCACCAAUGGAGCCAUCGGGCAUCGGAGAAACAGUGCCACUAGGUGGCACUGGUAUUUUGAUGUCUUCAGGAGAACCGGGGAUUAUUUCUGGCGGAAGAUUUGGGACAUGUAUCCUUUUGGCUUCGUUAUUAUAACUUGCGGGAAUAAUCUAUU
Messenger RNA from Coccidioides immitis RS, 725 nucleotides. RefSeq lists its product as uncharacterized. Gene Ontology annotation, molecular function: protein tag activity. Bases 33 to 380 code for a protein of 115 amino acids. Gene Ontology annotation, cellular component: nucleus; cytoplasm. The transcript has 3 exons. The record is from RefSeq and is a predicted model, not a curated record. Gene Ontology annotation, biological process: tRNA thio-modification; protein urmylation. Lineage: Eukaryota; Fungi; Ascomycota; Eurotiomycetes; Onygenales; Onygenaceae.